Messenger RNA from Penicillium taxi, 1995 nucleotides. RefSeq lists its product as uncharacterized. The transcript has a single exon. NCBI's taxonomy places the organism in Eukaryota, Fungi, Ascomycota, Eurotiomycetes, Eurotiales, Aspergillaceae. Bases 1 to 1995 code for a protein of 664 amino acids. Gene Ontology annotation, molecular function: protein binding. The record is from RefSeq and is a predicted model, not a curated record.
AUGACUGUGCCAGAACCUCAUAUGAAACUGGAGGGCCAUUGCUCGGUCAUCCAUAGUAACACUCUUUAUGUCUACUCGCCCAAUGGGUUUGAGUCCAUUUCCCUCGCAGCCAAUGCCACAUGGAACAAAUUACCUUCAGGAGUCUCGGUCUCUGGUGCUGCCUGUGUGAUCGCUGCCGUUGAAGGCAAUACCGAUGAUGAGGCUAUGUAUGUGAUUGGCGGUAUCAGCAACUCGUCUAGCUACGAGGGCCUCCAACGAUACGCCUUCAGCCAACAAAAAUGGGAGACUUUGUCGGUUCAGAAUAUGGCCAACCGUACCUCCCACGGUGCCGGCUAUAUCGAGUCUAUCGCUUCCAUUGUGGUCUAUGCAGGGAAUCAGGACUCGGGAACCGGUGACUCUUCUGCGACUUACCUAAUGUCAACAACGUCUCCGUAUUCAGUGGAUUCAAAAAAUAAUCAGGGAGCGCCCGCUGUUUCAUCACCUAUGCUACUGACUUGGAAUUCUUCAGCUGUAGCCCUCAUUGGUGGAUCGGACUUAAACACUGAUAUCUAUAUCUAUGGCGCAACCUCGGGUUGGAUGUACUCAGGUGCUACGCUUCCAUCCGCUAUCCCCACAUCAAGUCGUUGUGCCCUGCUAUGGGAUGAUGACGGCAACAGGGUCUUGGAAGAGUUCAGCAUGGACGCGAGCCCUAACACGGUGACAAGUUACGACCUGGUCAAAGAGGGCAUCGCUCAAAACCCUGCUCCGAAAUUGGGUGAUUCAUCUUCAAAACGCAGCCUUAGUAGCUAUUCCACAUACAACAGCACAUACGCCCCCACCAACAAGUGGACUGACUACUCGGUCGCCCACGGGACGGAUGGGUUGGUGGUGCUAUCCAGUGGCAGUGGCAACAACUCACUGGCUGUUUUCAACGGAACAUCUGACAGCUGGGUCAACGCGACAGAACUGUUCUAUGGAAACACUCAAAAUGUUUUGAAGACGACCACCUCCACAACCACGACUUCAACUUCCACUCCCACCUCCACCUCCACCUCCACAACUUCUUCUGCGACAUCAAGUACUACGUCAUCAGCCACCGUCUUCGCAGCAGCACCAACUGGCAGCUCCAAAUUGAAUACAAAAUUGAUCAUCGGCGCUACCCUGGGUAGUCUGGUUGGUUUUGCGAUUAUUCUGAUCGCGAUCCUGCUUAUCAUUCGUCGCGUGCAAAAGAAGAGACAAGGUUCAGGUCGCGGCGCCGACGACAAAGACCGACUAAGCUUCCAAGAUCGGGGCAUCGAGCCUCUUGCCGAACGUGGCUAUCCAAUGGCAAAGAGUCCUGUGCCAGUUGCUGAGAUGUCAAGCGACUCCCUCGCUAUCUUGUCAGGACGACUUGCCGGCGAAAAGGCAUUGAAACCCCCAGUUGUAACCAGCUACGGACCAACCAAGCACGGCUGGAAGAGCCCAUUGUCAACAAUUCCAUCAAGUGGCUUCGCUCCAUCGAGCACGUAUUCUCUUGAUUCCGACCGGCCCGGCACGCCCGGGGAUCGGACAACAGAUGAGGGAUGGGGCAAGUACUUUGAAGAAAACAGCGAGAUUGUGGAAACGCAACCCGAUCGCUCAACCAUGGGAUCCUUGUAUACCAAGUCAGAUUACCGCAGCAGUGCCUGGCCGAUGAACAACCUCACGCCAUUGAACCUCGCAUUCUUAGACCAACCAAAGCCACUCGGUCAAGUGAUCAGUGGAAGUCCAACAACUCAAACCCACUCUCCACAGGGCAAAUUCAUCAUUCCCGAAAGCCAAUCGGCACGUAUAUCAAGCGCCGAUUCAAUCAGUACCCUUGCCACAGAUGAUGAUCCGCACGACACGAAGUGGACUCAAAAUAACUGGCUUGGACCCCGACCCCCAGCAGCAACUACAGCAACAGUGUCUACAAUACGAGCACGCGGGAUCUCUCGCAAUCAUACUCUGCGCAUGCAUCUAUACGACAAUACAACGGUCAUGGAUCAACCGUCCUAA